Messenger RNA from Micromonas commoda, 1407 nucleotides. RefSeq lists its product with no specific name. The record is from RefSeq and is a predicted model, not a curated record. Bases 1 to 1407 code for a protein of 468 amino acids. The transcript has a single exon. Lineage: Eukaryota; Viridiplantae; Chlorophyta; Mamiellophyceae; Mamiellales; Mamiellaceae.
AUGAUGUCGACCCCCGAUGAGCGCGCGUUGAUUGGCAUGCUCCCGUACACCGCCCUCACCGUGGUCGUCACCCUCAUCGCGGUGGGCAAGAACGUCACCCUGCGCCUGUUGGGCAGCCUGACCUAUUAUCUGAUCCCCGAGACCCCCCAGGAGCAGGCCAAGGCCCGGCUCGCUAGGGUCACCGCGGGGAAAUCCCCGUCCGAGGUCCGUCGCAGGGCCGCUCGCAUCAAGGCCAACAUCUCCGAGGAUGCGGAGGGUACCGAGUCCAUCGCCGCUGUCAAGUUCGGCAAAGCCCUCGUCCUGGCGCCCUACUUUCGCGAGUUUGAUUACGCGCUCCUCUUCGCCAUCCUGGUCGUCGCCAACUUCGCGGCGGCGGAGCUCGCCCCGUUUGCGCUCAAUCUGCCCGAGCACGAAAAUAUUCUGGUGCCGAUGCUCGCGCUCGUGGCUGUGUUCUCGUCCACGAGGUCCCUGGUCAAGCUCCUGUUCGACAGGCUCACGCCGAAGAUCGAGCGGCAGGCGGCUGUGGCGGUGGGCGUCGUUGGAUUCGUCCUCGCCCUCUUCUUCCUUCUACUGGUGCCAACCUCCGCGCUGGACUUCGAGGUGGCCGGUACGUCGAAGGAGCUCGCCCCCGCGAUGGCCAAGAAAAUCCGAAGCAGGGUGGUCGGCCGUAAGGCGGCGGAGCGCGUCGCAGACGUCGCCGGGGGGAUGGUCGUGCCCGAGCUUCAGAUUUUCAUCGGGCUCGCGCUGUUCGCCGGCAUCAUCACCGGCGCCCUCUUAGGCCCGGCGGUGCGCAUCGUACGGAGCUAUAACAUGUGCGUCAGACCUCCAAGCUGGGGAGGUGACUUCGUCGGUGUGUCCAAGGCGAUGGUUCCCCUCCUUCACGCCUCGUUCGCCCUCCCCGUGGUCACGGUGUUUGCGUGGCUCGCGCCGCUCUCUCGAGCUCCCUUCGGACUCACCGACGAGCAAUACGACUUGGUCAGGGUUUGUUCCCUGAUGGUGACGGGCGUCGCGCAGGUGGUCGUCGUCCCUGCCCUGGUCCAGGCGUAUCUCGACGGCGGCCUGGUCGCCUGGUACGAGGUAAAGCACGGCGAACGGGGCGUCCAAGCGAUGGCGGCGCUGAGGGGGGUGGUGCGGCAGAAGCUGGAGGUGACCAAGCACCUCGCGUGCAAGGUUGCGGUGCAGGCGGUGGGUCCCGCGACGCUGAUGAUCGCGUGCGCGUGCCUGCUCGGGUCCAAGCGAAGGGACGAUUCGGAGGGGGCGACGGAGAACAUAACCUCCCUCGUGCCGGCUGUGUGCUGGAGGACAGUCGCUUCGUUCCUCGGUUGGUGGACGUGCGCCGCGUGGGCGACGCUCAUCUCCGCGGGCGUCGCGGCGGCCAAGGCGGGUGUGGAGACAUUCACCAGGUGA